Lactuca saligna is the source of this 279-nucleotide messenger RNA. NCBI's taxonomy places the organism in Eukaryota, Viridiplantae, Streptophyta, Magnoliopsida, Asterales, Asteraceae. The record is from the annotation of a GenBank genome assembly.
AUGAAAGAUUCUCUUGAAAAUGAAUAUAUUGAUUAUGAUAGUUUAGUUGAUAUGAGGUGCACUUAUGAAGUAGUUUUUAGCCAACUAAAGGCUAAUAAUGAGAAAGGUGAUGAAGUUAUCAAUGCAAUGGAUGCUAUUAUUCAAGGUACUGAUGAAAAAAGUCAAUCUAAAAAUGUGCAUAAUCCUAAACCUGAAUUCAUUGAAGGAAAUGCAAGUGAUGUUCUCUCAAAGAUUGUGAAGCUGAAUCUAGAAAGUUUUGUGGACCUACUUGAGGCAUGA